Cyprinodon variegatus (sheepshead minnow) is the source of this 2414-nucleotide messenger RNA. Its product is annotated as gastrula zinc finger protein XlCGF57.1-like. Bases 412 to 2322 code for a protein of 636 amino acids. The transcript has 4 exons. Lineage: Eukaryota; Metazoa; Chordata; Actinopteri; Cyprinodontiformes; Cyprinodontidae. Gene Ontology annotation, molecular function: DNA-binding transcription factor activity; RNA polymerase II cis-regulatory region sequence-specific DNA binding. Gene Ontology annotation, biological process: regulation of transcription by RNA polymerase II. The record is from RefSeq and is a predicted model, not a curated record.
UUUGCACAUAUGCCUGAUCAAAAUCCAGCACAGAUCUAUAAAUAAAUUAAUUCCAGACGAAGAGCGAGACUCCGCUUCCCUGUAACGCCACUAUAGACCCAGUAUGGCAGAAAUGUACGCGAUUAGAUUGUGAGUUCGUCUGUUUGGCUCAGUUUAACCAUGACACCAUGGAGAAUGUGGAUUAUGUUCAGCACUGAAAGUCUGCUUUUAGAGGAUAAACUGCAGAGGUUAAGCUCGUAGCCUGGAAGCCUCAGGAUGCUUCUAAUAGAAACCAUAUAACUGAUUGUGUAUGAUGCUAGUUGUGGAGGGAUUUAUAUCUCAUCAGGGAAACAUCUGAGAGCUGACCUUUACUUGAAGUAUAUUUAGUGGGCUUACUAAUAACCUCAAGCUGGAGGAACACAUCAAUCAGAGAUGGAGAGCCGGGACUGUGAAACACAAUCCCGCUUUGUGGAGUUUGUGAAGAAAGAAACUGAAGUGUUUCCUGGACAGCAGCUGUUGGGGGUUAAAGAAGAAGUUUGCCAUCACUGGACUUCUAGUUUGGACCUGCACCCCUCAAAGCAUAUGAAGGAGGAAGUUAAGCCUGCUGUGAAAAAGGAAAAAGAAGAGCAGUUUUCAGAGUGUAGUCGCAUCAAAGCUGAAGACAAAAAGAAGGAAACUCCAACAUACAGCUUAGCUGAACUGAAGGAAUCAGAACCUGCUGGAGAGUUCUCCCAAAGACCAGAACCAGGCAAGGGGGCUCCCGGUGCUAUGUGUUCUUUUCUAGAAAGUGAAACGCCAGUUCACCAAACAGUUAAUCCAGUGGAGCAGAUGCAGGGAAUGAAACUAGAAGUUCCUCAUGACUUGAGCUCCAGUGUAAACCAAGAGGAUGUGCAACCCCCCCAGAUAAAGGAAGAAGAUGAAGAACUGUGGAUCGGUGAAGAGGGAGAGCAGCUUAUUGUGAAGAUUGUAGAUGAUGAAAAACUAAAUCAUAUCAAACCCGAAGACAGCAAAGAGGCGGGUGCUGCAAACAGAAUCUCAGCUGUGCGGAUAAAAAAAGACCCGGAUGGAGACUGUGGAAGGGCAGAACCAAACCCUCAACCACAUGAGCAUCGACCAUCAAAACAUGCAUCAGACUCGUCUAAUGCUGAUGUCAGUGGUGAGGGUGACAGCUGUGUGGCACGGCGAUCAGUAGUGAAGUCUGCUGGCUCUUCAGCUGAAAAGAAACGGCCCAGAAAAAGGAAAAACACUGACACUCAAACUGAGGCUAAAGCUGAGAAGAAAUCAUUUGCUUGUGAAGAUUGUGGUAAAACAUUUCCCUUUCGGUGUCAUCUCAAAUCUCACAUGAGACUCCACACCGGAGAGAAACCAUUUGCUUGUGCUGAUUGUGGUAAAACCUUUUACCAGCAAUAUCAACUCAAUUGUCACAUGACGGUCCACACUGGAGAGAAACCAUUUGCUUGUGAUUUUUGUGGUAAAACAUUUCCCUACAAGUGUCAUCUCAAAUCUCACUUGAGACUCCAUACUGGAGAGAGACCAUUUGCCUGUGGUAAUUGUGGUAAAGCUUUCACAGAGCUUAAGGACUUAAAACGGCACAUGAGAUGCCACACGGGAGAGAAACCGUUUCAGUGUGAGGUAUGCUCUAAGAAAUUUAGUCUUAAGGGAGCUCUGAAGCGACACAUGAUGAUUCAUAAUGGAGAGAAACCAUUUCCAUGCACAGAUUGUGACAGACACUUUAGAUUUAAUGCUGAUCUUCAAGCGCACAUGUUGACCCAUUUAGGCCUAAAACCAUUUGCCUGCGCUUAUUGUAAUGCAAAAUUUACCCGAAAAGGAAGUCUACUUCUGCAUGUCAGACACCACACUGGGGAGAACCUGCUUACCUGUGAAAUCUGUGAGGAGAAAUUUGUCAGAAAAUGUGAUCUCGACAACCAUAUGCCGGUUCAUUCGAGAGCACAGAGGGUCCCAACAGGAAAUGAAAAUUUUGCUUGUGAGGAAUGUGGGAAAAGAUUUGUUGAAAAGUCCCGUCUCACGAGACACAUGAUCACCCACACAGGAGAGAAACCUUUCAGUUGUGACGUUUGCUCUGUUAGGUUCUCACGACAAGAACACGUGAAGAGGCACAAACUGACACGCCACAGUAUGAUACGAAAACGCGAAGAGGCCAAAAAUUACACAGGAACACAGGAAGUGACGCAAAAAUUCACAGAACCCUAUGAGGAGGCACAAUCUUACACAGGAACCUUUGAAGAGACACAAAAUUACACAAAAAUGUGUCAAGACACAGAAAAUGAUGCAGAAGUGCAUGAUGAGACACAAAAUGACAUGCCACAAUACAUGAACAUAUGACAACACAAAAUGGUACAAAGGUACUAAAUAGACAUAAACACAUUAAGAGGCACAAAACCACACACAAUUACAUCACUGCACAUGAGGAGACA